AAUAUUACGGUGACUGUCGAGGCAAGUCCUUUUUUACAUCUCCGUUUCCCUUCCUCGCACUUUGGUUUGGGCACGUGAGAUGAAACAGAAAACUAUUUUCGGUUUUUGCAAUGAAAAUUCCGCCAUGGAUUUCUGCGACUGGAGCUCUAAAUAUGAUUCUCAUGAUCUACUUGCAGUGAGGAGUUUGGUAGCACGGUACAGAACUUCGGGCAAGCCAAAUAUAGGGAUUUAGUUCAUUCCGAGUGUUGGUUCUUCUGCGAGAUGGGCUUUUCAUUACUGGUAUUUUAAUUGAGGUGGAUAGAAUUGCUAAGCGUUGAGUUUGGAAUGUUCGAGAUGGUAAUUUUUGAUGCGAGAAUCUUUUCCGGUUUUAGUUUUUUCGUGUAGACAUUGCAAUUUUAAGGGGCCAUUCUGGAAAUACGUUAAGUAUGGAUUUCACCUGUAGUUUGCGGCAGCCAAAUGUGCUUCCUCGUGGUGAAAGUUCAAGUUCCAGGACGUCUGAUUAUCUUAAUCCGUGCCUUAGGUUUAAGUGCAGAAGUUUUGAUUAUAGGCAUAUUGGAUAUCCGAGGGUUGUUUCAACAGGAUGCACUUCAAAGAAGAUGAAGAGAGUUGUGAGUAGUUGUGUUGCGCGUCGUGGAGGAGAGCUUGAUAGAUUUUUGUGGGCUUCACCUUUAAAAGGGUCUGUCGAUGGCAAUUUAGGUUAUCUUUUGAGGUUGACGAGGGAAGCAACGCGGUUACAGUGUCAAGGCAAUGAUUCUUUAGCGUUUGUUGAUAGCAAUGGUUUAAACGCUGAAUUCCUAAACAGUCCUAAUGGGGAAAUGAAAAGCUUAUCCCCAGAGAACUCACAAACAGGGUCCGUUUCUGAUGCAGAACCAAAAGGUUUAGCAGAGGAAGCGGCUGAGACACCUAGUGUAGAUGACUUGAGGGAAUUGCUUCAGAAGGCUAUCAGGGAAUUGGAAGUUGCUCAGCUUAACAGUACGAUGUUCGAGGAAAGGGCUCAAAAGAUAUCGGAGGCUGCAAUUGCCCUGAAAGAUGAAGCAACGAAAGCCUGGAAUGAUGUAAAUUCUACUCUUAACUCCAUUCAAGAAAUCAUCAGUGAAGAAGAUGUUGCCAAGGAAGCUGUUCAGAAAGCAACCAUGGCCCUGUCUAUGGCUGAAGCAAGGCUUCAGUUGGCAGUAGAAUCUCUAGAGACUGCAAAAGGAACAAAUGAUUCUCCAGAGGUUUAUACAGAAAGUAAUGCAGAAAACAUAAAAAGUGUAGAAGCAUCAAGCUCAUUACGGAACGAUCAAGAGACACUUUUAGUGAACCAGAAUGAAAUUAGUGAUUGUAGAUCUACUUUGGAAAAUUGUGAGGCAGAGUUAAGACGUGUAAGGAGCAGAAAAGAGGAGCUACAGAAGGAAGUGGACAAGUUGAGUGAGGUUGCAGAGAAAGCACAAAUGGAUGCAUUGAAAGCAGAGGAAGAUGUAGCAAACAUAAUGCUUCUUGCUGAGCAAGCUGUUGCUUUAGAACUUGAGGCUAUGCAACGCGUAAAUGAUGCAGAGAUUGCUUUGCAGAAGGCAGAGAAGCUUCUGUCCAAUUCCAAUGUUGAUGCAUCAGACACUUUGAUGGAAUCUUCAGAACAAGGACAUAAGUUGAGUGACGAAUCUCUUGUUGAGGAGGACAGGGUGACUCAAGGAUUUUCUGGUGAUGUUAUUGUUGAAAAAGAGAGUGAUGGAUCAGAUGGGGAUGCUUAUCUGGGUGGUGAACCUUCAUUGGACCACCAACCUGAUAUAACUGAAGAGACUUUUGAAGAGUUAAAACUAUCUGGUGAUUUACAUGAUCAAAAUAACGGGAAACUAAAUGUGGAUUCUAAUAAAGAGGCUGAACAUGAAGCUGAAAAGUCGAAGAGUGUGGUUCAAACAAAGAAGCAGGAGCUGCAGAAGGAUUUGACUAAAGACGGUUCAACUCUUAGUGCUCCCAAAGCAUUGCUGAAGAAGUCCUCUCGUUUUUUCUCUGCAUCAUUUUUCUCUUUCUCAGUAGAUGGGACUGAGUACACACCAGCUUCAGUGUUCCAUAGUUUCAUUGCAUCUGCAAAGAAGCAAUUGCCCAAACUGGUCAUCGGGGUGUUGCUUGUUGGGGCUGGGAUUACUUUUCUUAUUAAUCGAGCAGAGAGGAGUUCUCAGCUGCUUCAGCAGCCAGAUGUUGUAACUACUGGUAUUGGAGAAGUGUCCUCAAAUGCAAAGCCUUUACUGCGAGAAAUACAUAGAUUUCCUAAGAGAGUGAAGAAGAUAAUUGAGAUGUUACCCCACCAAGAGAUAAAUGAGGAGGAGGCUUCCCUCUUUGAUAUGCUCUGGUUACUCCUUGCAAGUGUUAUAUUUGUGCCCAUAUUUCAGAAAAUUCCUGGAGGGAGUCCUGUACUUGGUUACCUGGCUGCUGGUAUCUUGAUUGGGCCAUAUGGUCUUUCUAUUAUUCGCCAUGUUCAUGGGACAAAGGCGAUUGCUGAAUUUGGAGUUGUUUUCUUGCUAUUUAAUAUUGGCCUUGAGCUCUCUGUGGAAAGAUUAAGUUCCAUGAAGAAAUAUGUUUUUGGAUUAGGUUCUGCCCAGGUCCUAGUUACUGCAGUGGUGGUUGGCUUGGUUGCUCAUUUUGUUUCUGGGCAGCCUGGUCCUGCAGCAAUUGUUAUUGGGAAUGGACUAGCAUUAUCUUCAACAGCUGUUGUCCUGCAGGUGUUGCAGGAACGAGGUGAGAGCACAUCACGUCAUGGGCGUGCUACUUUUUCUGUUCUACUAUUUCAGGACUUGGCUGUUGUGGUGUUGCUAAUACUGAUCCCUCUUAUUUCGCCAAAUUCUUCCAAAGGAGGGGUUGGUUUUCAGGCCAUAGCAGAAGCUCUUGGAUUAGCAGCUGCUAAGGCAAUUGUUGCUAUCACUGCCAUAAUUGCUGGUGGGCGCUUGUUGCUUCGACCAAUUUAUAAGCAAAUUGCAGAGAAUCAAAAUGCAGAGAUAUUUUCUGCAAAUACACUCCUUGUUAUUCUAGGGACUAGCCUGCUUACAGCAAGGGCUGGGCUUUCUAUGGCACUAGGAGCAUUUUUGGCUGGCUUGCUUCUUGCAGAAACUGAAUUUUCCUUGCAAGUGGAAUCAGAUAUUGCACCAUAUCGUGGGCUUCUGUUGGGUCUCUUCUUCAUGACGGUUGGGAUGUCCAUUGAUCCGAAACUUCUUGUGUCAAAUUUUCCAGUUAUUUUGGGAACACUGGGACUCUUGAUUAGUGGCAAGGCUAUAUUGGUUGCUUUAGUUGGUAGACUUUUUGGUAUUUCAAUCAUAGCUGCAAUAAGAGUUGGUCUUCUUCUUGCACCUGGUGGAGAGUUUGCAUUUGUAGCUUUUGGGGAGGCUGUUAAUCAGGGAAUACUGUCAUCUCAACUUUCAUCUUUGCUGUUUCUGGUUGUGGGCAUCUCUAUGGCCCUCACACCAUGGCUGGCAGCUGGAGGUCAACUAAUUGCAUCUCAGUUUGAACAGCAUGAUGUUAGAAGUUUAUUGCCAGUAGAGAGUGAGACAGAUGACUUACAAGACCAUAUUAUCAUUUGCGGAUUUGGACGUGUUGGACAGAUCAUUGCACAACUUCUUUCUGAACGAUUAAUUCCAUUUGUUGCUCUUGAUGUCAGGAGUGAUCGUGUAGCAGUUGGGCGUGCACUUGAUCUUCCUGUAUAUUUUGGAGAUGCAGGGAGUCGAGAGGUCCUCCAUAAAGUUGGUGCUGAAAGAGCAUGUGCUGCUGCCAUAACUUUGGAUACUCCAGGUGCAAAUUAUAGAACAGUAUGGGCUCUAAGCAAAUAUUUUCCCAAUGUGAAGACUUUUGUCCGUGCCCAUGAUGUUGACCAUGGUCUCAAUUUGGAGAAGGCAGGGGCAACAGCGGUUGUCCCAGAGACCCUUGAACCAAGUCUACAGUUAGCAGCUGCAGUUCUUGCACAGGCUAAGCUGCCCACGUCAGAAAUUGCAGCUACAAUCAAUGAGUUUAGGACCCGCCAUCUCUCUGAACUUACUGAGCUAUGUGAAGCUAGUGGAAGUUCUCUUGGCUAUGGUUUUUCAAAGGUCAUGAGCAAGCCCAAGUCUCAGGCCCCAGAUUCUGCAGAUGACGAUCAAGUAAUUGAAGGAACACUUGCAAUAUAAUAACUGCUCUGACAGAAAGCAAAGAGGGAAAAUUAAAAAAAAAAAAAAAAAGAGAGAAAAAACUUUGAGAAUUGUACAGAUUGUUUAUUCUACUGAUAUAAUUUGUACAGGAAUAUAUGGGAGAAAACAGCAAAAGCAUGCCGUGUUCACAAAUAACCGCCCUUUUGAUUGAUUUUUUGAUGUUUAUUUGAAAAAUCUUUGACCCAUUUUUUUUAAUUUUCUCGUAAAUUGGAGAGUUGUACUUGCUCCUCGGAGUUGAAUGAAUUCCUGAUACCCAGUUGAAUGCUUUAUCCAAGAAAAAAAUUCUUAAGA
This is a messenger RNA of Nelumbo nucifera (sacred lotus), 4442 nucleotides long. Its product is annotated as K(+) efflux antiporter 2, chloroplastic-like. Gene Ontology annotation, molecular function: potassium:proton antiporter activity. The record is from RefSeq and is a predicted model, not a curated record. Lineage: Eukaryota; Viridiplantae; Streptophyta; Magnoliopsida; Proteales; Nelumbonaceae. Gene Ontology annotation, biological process: proton transmembrane transport; potassium ion transport. Gene Ontology annotation, cellular component: chloroplast; membrane.